GCUGUAUAACCACGCCCCCGAGGCGCCCCGCCCCGGAAAGAUGGCGGCGGCGCGGGCAGGAGGCGGUGCGAUGCUGCUGCGGCGGCUGCAAGGCGGCGGCGGCGGCUGCGGGGCCCUCAGCGGGGCGCGGGCAUACUCACGGGAUGCUGAGGGCAGCUGGUUCCGCUCCCUGUUUGUGCACAAGGUGGAUCCCCGCAAGGAUGCCCACUCCAACCUCCUAUCCAAGAAAGAGACCAGCAACCUCUACAAGAUCCAGUUUCACAACGUGAAGCCAGAAUGCCUGGAUGCCUACAACAGCCUGACGGAGGAGGUGCUGCCCAAGCUGCACUCAGAUGCUGAUUACCCUUGCGACCUGGUUGGGAAUUGGAACACGUGGUAUGGGGAGCAGGACCAGGCAGUGCACCUCUGGCGCUUCUCUGGUGGGUACCCGGCCCUCAUGGACUGCAUGAACAAGCUCAAGCAGAAUAAGGAGUACCUGGAUUUCCGCAAGGAGAGGAGCCGCAUGCUGCUGUCCCGCAGGAACCAGCUGCUGCUGGAGUUCAGCUUUUGGAAUGAACCCCUGCCACGCAAGGGGCCCAAUAUCUAUGAACUGAGGACCUACAAGCUCAAGCCAGGGACCAUGAUCGAGUGGGGCAAUAACUGGGCUCGGGCCAUAAAAUACCGCCAGGAGAACCAGGAGGCAGUGGGCGGCUUCUUCUCGCAGAUUGGGGAGCUGUAUGUCGUGCACCACCUCUGGGCCUACAAGGACCUGCAGUCCCGCGAGGAGACCAGGAACGCGGCAUGGAGGAAGCGGGGCUGGGAUGAGAAUGUCUACUACACAGUGCCGCUGAUUCGGACGAUGGAGUCACGGAUCAUGAUCCCCCUGAAGAUCUCCCCACUGCAGUGAGCUGGGACAUGUGCUGCCUGCCCCAGCUCUGCUGGGAAGUGCUAGGGGCAUCUUCUCCCAUUUUGGGGCGUCUUGGGGGGGGGAGGGGAGAGGUGGGAGGGUGAGAGCCCAACCCCCUGGGCUUAGCUCCUCCUGGUUUCUGGGGACCUCCAAGGUGCCACAACACGCCCCAUGUUGCCAUUGGCCCUCCGUGCUGGGGGCAAACCCUCAGAAGCCCUCCUGAGGGGUGGGCUGGGGGCUGCUCUUAAUUACUGCUAACGAGCUGCUCGUCGGGUGCCUGUCCCCGCCGGGCUGUGGGAUGUCAUCAAUUAAAUAUUUAAUUGCCA
Numida meleagris (helmeted guineafowl) is the source of this 1212-nucleotide messenger RNA. RefSeq names its product nipsnap homolog 1 (gene NIPSNAP1). The coding region runs from base 41 to 886 and encodes 281 amino acids. Gene Ontology annotation, cellular component: mitochondrion. The transcript has 10 exons. NCBI's taxonomy places the organism in Eukaryota, Metazoa, Chordata, Aves, Galliformes, Numididae. The record is from RefSeq and is a predicted model, not a curated record.